AUGAUAAAGAAAUGGGAGAUACUUUUUGACUACGUGGAUACGACAAGAGACGGGAUUGUGGACAUUGAAGAAAUGAUGUCGUACCCAAACCGACUGGUAAGUGAGGGAAAACAGGAAAGAGGAAAACUUCUUGGAGACAUUCUUUCUGAGACAUGGGGAAGAAUGUGUGAAGCAAAUAAUCUACCUCGCGAACAUGCCUCCUUAACGAAGGCUCAGUGGGUUAUCGGACGUAGAGCUUUGACAAAGACUGACUGGUUUCGGAAAACAUACGUACCAACCCUGGCGACUAUUCACUUCGAAAGCCUUGACAGGGAUCAUGAUAACACCAUUACCUUGGACGAGUGGCGCACUUACAAACAUAAAAGGGGUGUAACAGACGACGCUGCGAUCCAGUCCGCCUUCAAACGUUUGGACUUGGACGGUGACGGAAUCAUCAGUCAAGAGGAGAUGACUCAUGCUAUCACUCAGUUUUGUAUUGGCGAGGAUCCGUCGGAUGACUAUUCAUUCCUAUACAUCGUUCACUAA
Messenger RNA from Liolophura sinensis, 525 nucleotides. RefSeq names its product mitrocomin-like. Gene Ontology annotation, molecular function: calcium ion binding. The transcript has a single exon. NCBI's taxonomy places the organism in Eukaryota, Metazoa, Mollusca, Polyplacophora, Chitonida, Chitonidae. Bases 1 to 525 code for a protein of 174 amino acids. The record is from RefSeq and is a predicted model, not a curated record.